UUUAUAGUUAUUCAUUAAAAUGGUAGCUACAAAAGCAGAAGAAAUAGAUAUUCCUGAAACGUGGGAUACAAUAAAAUACAGUAAACCAAUUUAUCCAACAUAUAGCCGCGGUAAAGUCGGCAGUUCUUUAUAUUGUAAUAAUAAAUUUCAUUGUUAUGGUGUCGUUCAUUCAAAACCCACAUAUGAUUUAAUGCCAUAUCAACCCACGGGAUUUGGAUUUGCUGAAAGAAAUAGAAAAUAUAUUCCACUAAGUCAUGUGCAAGACAGAAGUCCACCAGGCCGAGAAAACAUAUUGUCGAGAAAAUCAAAGAUGAUGAAGAUUUACGAAAAUGCAAUUGAUGAGAUUAAGGAAAAACAAGAUAAAAGAGGUGGAUAUAGAGCAAAGAAGGAGAGAACUGAUGAUGAAGUAAGGAAGAUCGAGGGUAAUUGUAGGAGACUUGUCGCAAAACUAAGAUAUGAAGCUGAGAAUAUGACAAAUGACACGAAUGAAUUGAUUGGAGAUGCAAAAUAUAGGAUUCAUCAAAUAAAUAAAAGGCUUCGCAAUUACAAUGAAUAUAUUAUGAGAAAAUGAGUAAAGGAUAUAAGUCAUGUAUCAUAUUAAGGUUACACUGAA
Molecule: messenger RNA, 613 nt
Organism: Chironomus riparius
Lineage: Eukaryota; Metazoa; Arthropoda; Insecta; Diptera; Chironomidae
Source: the annotation of a GenBank genome assembly